UGGCAGUAGUUCAACAUAUCAGCUACAUUAAAUCCUCAAGAAGAAGAAGUGUCUUCUCCCACAGUCCUCUGGUUGUGAAGUGACCUCUGCAGCUAGUUGUUAGCCUGCUGUAAAACGAUGGCACCUCCAGUUGCAGUGUCGCCCUUGAUUAAGACUGCAAGGUAUUCAGCUUUGAUUGCUGGCAUCAUCUAUGGCAAGAAGAGAUAUGAUUACCUGAAGCCUAUUGCAGCUGAGGAGAGGAGGAUUGAGGAAGAGGAGAAAAAGAUUCGAGAGGAGCAGGAGCGCAUUGCCAAGGAGCUAAGAGAAGCAAGUGAAGAUACUAUUUUGAAGUAAAGCUGGUGUCCCCUAUGAGGAUGUCCAUGUGCAAUUCCCAACCUCUCCCUCCUUUUUCCUGGAGUACUAGCAGCAAAGUCGGGUCCAACCAGUCAAACACACCGUGCUGUGGAUUUAUCACUGUACCCUUGUAUAAUACAACACCUCUCUGGAUUGCCAGAUACAGUGAUUUCAUGUUAGUUACAUGAUAGAAAAUAAAGCUCUUCAACUCAACAUUGUAAUAAUUCAAAUGUUAUUAAGUUCAUAUUUGUAAUGAAACAAUGGAAUAAAUACAGAAGUACAUGAUAA
Epinephelus fuscoguttatus (brown-marbled grouper) is the source of this 621-nucleotide messenger RNA. RefSeq names its product ATP synthase subunit e, mitochondrial-like. The coding region runs from base 118 to 333 and encodes 71 amino acids. The transcript has 4 exons. The record is from RefSeq and is a predicted model, not a curated record. Gene Ontology annotation, biological process: proton motive force-driven ATP synthesis. Gene Ontology annotation, molecular function: proton transmembrane transporter activity. NCBI's taxonomy places the organism in Eukaryota, Metazoa, Chordata, Actinopteri, Perciformes, Serranidae.